This is a messenger RNA of Theobroma umbraticum, 1189 nucleotides long. RefSeq names its product ras-related protein RABA1c. Lineage: Eukaryota; Viridiplantae; Streptophyta; Magnoliopsida; Malvales; Malvaceae. Gene Ontology annotation, molecular function: GTPase activity; GTP binding. The record is from RefSeq and is a predicted model, not a curated record.
GUCUUUUACAUUUCCAACUCAUCAAAAUAAAAGGUUAAAGAAAGAAAAGGAAAACACAAGAAAUUUUUUCUAGAGAGUGAGAUCUUAAGAAAGGCUUAAUAACCUUGAAACAACCCGUAUAUCACUCUCUCUCAUAUUUCCUUGAAGUAAAGCAAAGGCGAAGCAAAGAAGAGUGCAACAACGGUGGUUUUGAGAAGUGUGAAAGAUGGCUGGUUACAGAGCAGAGGAUGACUAUGACUACCUUUUCAAGGUGGUGUUGAUCGGUGAUUCAGGAGUGGGAAAGUCCAAUCUGCUCUCGAGGUUCACCAGGAACGAGUUUAGCCUCGAGUCUAAGUCCACCAUUGGCGUCGAGUUCGCUACUCGUAGCUUGAAUGUUGAUGGCAAGGUUAUCAAGGCCCAGAUUUGGGACACUGCUGGUCAAGAAAGGUAUCGUGCCAUAACAAGUGCCUACUACCGAGGAGCUGUUGGUGCACUUCUUGUGUAUGAUGUUACGCGGCACUCCACAUUUGAAAAUGUUGAGAGGUGGUUAAGAGAGUUGAGGGAUCACACGGAUCCCAACAUUGUAGUCAUGCUCAUUGGUAACAAAUCAGAUCUUCGUCACCUUGUGGCUGUCUCAACCGAAGAUGGGAAAUCCUUUGCUGAGAAAGAGUCUCUCUACUUCAUGGAAACUUCAGCUCUGGAAGCUACUAACGUGGAAAACGCAUUUGCUGAAGUUCUUACUCAGAUCUACCAUAUUGUGAGCAAGAAGGCUAUGGAGACAGGUGACGAAGGGGCUGCUUCAGCUGUUCCUUCCAAAGGCGAGAAAAUCGAUGUCAGCAAAGACGUCUCUGCAAUGAAGAAAGGCGGGUGCUGCUCAAGCUAGGAUGUUAACCUGAAGUCGAUUGUCUUAAGGAUGUGGCUGGGGGUUUGUUUCUGCCGCACGGAUUUCUUUGUAAAACUUGGUUUUGUAAAAUUUUUCUCAAAAAGGUACCUACAGUAGGGGAGAUCGGCCGAGAUUGAUUUAAUUUACAUUCAAAAUUUUUCCUGGUGGCUGUUAUAACUUAUUUUUAGUAGACAAGAGGCGAAUGAGGAGCAAGGUAUUACACUAUUGCAUUUAAAUAGGUGCUUAGAAAAAUCUGUUGCCUGAGAACAGUUGUUCCCAGCUCUCAUAUUGGAAUUACCAUAUCUAGUCUUUUUCUUUCCCUUCCCA